UCCUUACUCGCGAGCAAUUCACAAGUCUGAUGUCAACCGUAUGUCUGAGACUAUUACAGGUAUAUAUAUCUUCGUAUCACCACGUAAUGUCAGUAUGUGUGCUUGAUGGUCUUCCCAGUAGCAGCAAUAUUUGGCGAGAAGAUUCCUAAGAAUCGAAGUUUGAAGCAUUUGCUAUUUAAGGGACGUACUGAAUAUUUCUUAUUACUACCUAUUGUAUGAUGAUAAUGAACGGAAGUGACGUCAUGUCCCCUGGGGGUGGGGCAGCGUCCCUACCCACUUCAUCAAAUUCCCCAAGUGAGUCAGGAUUCUCGCAAUUGCAGAUGACAAGCAACGGACCACCACUGUGUACCGGGUGUGGCCAUGUCAUCCUGGAUGAGUUCAUCCUGCGGGUGCAGGGAAGACUUUGGCACUCGGCUUGCCUCCGAUGCUGUGUGUGUCACGAGGUUCUUAACCAGACCUGUUUUGCACGUGGAACUCAAGUAUUCUGUCAAAAAGACUUUUUCAGAUUACUUGGCACCCGAUGCGCCGGCUGUGGGGGUGGGAUACCACCCACAGAGAACGUUAGACGAGCCCAUGAGAAUAUCUACCACGUCAGGUGCUUCACGUGCGUCGCCUGUGACAGUAAACUUGAAACGGGGGAUGAAUUUUACCUGCGAGAUGACGGGCGUCUCAUCUGUAGUCAGGACUACCACAGUGACAAACACACAGGUGAACAGGAGGUUCUCGAACUUCAAGAAAAGAAAUCGAGGACCUCAUUGACAGAUCUCCAAACGGACAUCCUGACAACAGCUUUCACAUCGUGUUCCAAGCCAUCUCGACAGAUGCGUGAGAGGCUGAGCGGGGAGACCGGUCUGGACCAGAGGGUCAUCCAGGUGUGGUUCCAAAACAAGCGGGCCAAGUGUAAGAGAGACCACACUGAUCCGUCAGACGGGAAUAACAACGCAUGCGCAGAUCAACCGGAAGUGCACUUAGGCCAAGUAGCAGCACCACCUGGCGGAUUCCCGCUUCCUAUAGUGAAUGGAGAUUUCUUAGAAAGUCACAGACAGCCACAGACACCCUGCGACUUUUCCCAUCUUGCAGAGUUCCUCAACGUCCCCUUGUCUGCCAUUGGUGCACUUCCAUGGAGCGCUACGCCGGACAUGUGGGAUGCAAAUUUUGUUCCCCCAAACGUUGAUCUUGACCCUGCUGACAUCAAGGACGGAGAAGUGUGCUCAAAACGACGCGGUGAUGUCACGUGGGAGACACGUGACCAGCUCGUCAACUGCAGGCAGUGAGCGCCUGCAAAGUCUUGAAGUUGUCUUGCUGCCGCUGGAUGUAGAAUAUGCGCACAUGUCUCACUGGUAAAGAACAGUCAAAGCGUGUACUUUCCUCAAAUACGUAUACGUUGACACAAGAAACAGACUGAUAACGUGUACAGACACCUGAUUCAAGGAACACAUCUGCAUUGAUUCAGAGAGUCAAUACUGAAACGCUUCUCUUUGACAGAGGAAUGCCAGUUGCGACAAUACACUUGUAUAGGGAAUCGAACUGGUUCUUCAUAGUGCCGAGCGAGCACAUUGCGAACCCACCGCCGCGCCUACCACGAAGUGCGUUAAUUUGGUAAUAUUGUAUAUAAUACAUAUUUAUGGAUUGAUGAUUGCUGUAUAUAUACACGUGCUCCCUACUAUUUAUGACGAAUCACGAAUGGGAUUUGAAUUAAUAAAUAU
Molecule: messenger RNA, 1706 nt
Organism: Haliotis rufescens (red abalone)
Lineage: Eukaryota; Metazoa; Mollusca; Gastropoda; Lepetellida; Haliotidae
Product: LIM/homeobox protein Lhx3-like
Exons: 5
Coding region: 216-1274 (352 amino acids)
Biological process (GO): regulation of transcription by RNA polymerase II; neuron differentiation
Cellular component (GO): nucleus
Molecular function (GO): DNA-binding transcription factor activity, RNA polymerase II-specific; RNA polymerase II transcription regulatory region sequence-specific DNA binding
Source: RefSeq, a predicted model, not a curated record